AUGGCCAUUAGUGUUCUGCCCGUCAAUGCCGGUGCAUCCGCAUCGCUCGAUCGUGCUGACGAUCGCGUCGAGGAUGUGUCCCGCUUCGAGCUGCUCGUUAAGGCCCUCAAGCAGGCGCUGGGGCCCUCGUCUGGCCUGACGUCUGACGACGUCGACGUCAACCACCUUAGACGCCUCAUGGAGGAGUACGAUGCCAGCGACGAAGGCUGGAUGCCGUACAACUUUGGCGACGCCAGCCGCGGCUACACCCGUAACCUGGUUGACGAGGGCAACGGCAAGAGCAAUCUGCUCGUGCUGGUCUGGUCCCCGGGCAAGGGCAGCCCCAUCCACGACCACGGCAACGCCCACUGCCUCAUGAAGAUCCUGCGCGGUGACCUGACCGAGACGCGCUAUGCGUUCCCAGAGGACAACGCGGCCGGUACCAGCGAGCCCAAGCCGAUGACUGUCACGUCCGAGAAGACGUACCACGAGAACGCCGUCGCCUACAUGGCCGACGAGCUGGGCGUCCACAAGAUCUGGAACAAGGGCAGCGACUUUGCUGUGUCCUUGCACUUGUACACGCCUCCCAACGUGGCCAAAGGCGGCUGCAACGUCUUCAACGAGAAGACGGGCAAAUGCUCACACGUCAGCAAAUGCGGCUACUACAGCGCAUAUGGCAAGCUGCUCAAGGACUCUGACUCUUGA
Molecule: messenger RNA, 684 nt
Organism: Sporothrix brasiliensis 5110
Lineage: Eukaryota; Fungi; Ascomycota; Sordariomycetes; Ophiostomatales; Ophiostomataceae
Product: cysteine dioxygenase
Exons: 2
Coding region: 1-684 (227 amino acids)
Biological process (GO): L-cysteine catabolic process
Molecular function (GO): ferrous iron binding; cysteine dioxygenase activity
Source: RefSeq, a predicted model, not a curated record